Molecule: messenger RNA, 3629 nt
Organism: Branchiostoma belcheri (Belcher's lancelet)
Lineage: Eukaryota; Metazoa; Chordata; Leptocardii; Amphioxiformes; Branchiostomatidae
Product: dynein heavy chain 5, axonemal-like
Exons: 20
Coding region: 1-3288 (1095 amino acids)
Biological process (GO): microtubule-based movement
Cellular component (GO): dynein complex
Molecular function (GO): dynein intermediate chain binding; minus-end-directed microtubule motor activity; dynein light intermediate chain binding
Source: RefSeq, a predicted model, not a curated record
AUGGUCACAGACCUGAAGUCCCAGUUAAAGACCUGCCUGACAGAAGGCCUAUUCCUCAUCCUGACUGACAUUGACCUUCAUCUGCUGGCCAAGGACAACCGCUUCAACCACGUGUUCCGCAGGCGCAUGUCCUUCCUGACUGGAAAGGCUCCCUUCAAAAUCAUUGUUGGUAGCCAUGAGGUGGAGUGUCGCCCCGGGUUCAGACUGUACAUGCACACCACCUGCAUGCCUCAUGAGGUGCCAGAUGAGGUCGCUGCCUACACCAGCAUGGUCAACUUCUACCAGGACCGGUCAGGCAUCGAGGCCGAGCUGCUGGACAGGUUCAUACGGCUGGAGAAGACCAGGGUCCAGGACGAGAGGACAAACCUAGCUCAGGAGAAGAUAGCUAACAUGGAGAGGUUGGCCCUGCUGGAAGACCAGAUGUUAAACCUCCUGGCCAGUGACACACGGCUACUCAACAACCUGGCUGUCACCAAGAAACUGGCAGACAUGAAGAAACAGUUUGAUGAGACACAAGACUCGCAGCAGAAGAUCGAGGUAUCAGAAGCUGCCAUCAGGAGGAACUGUGAACAGUUCCGUACCAUCGCCACCAGAGCUGCUGUUCUGUUCGACGCCUCCCGACACAUGAGGGAGAUCAACUCCUGCUACCAGAUCAGCUUCGACCAGUUCCUCGCUGUGUUUGAUGCCGCCAUCAAGCACUCUGAAAGAGCCUCAACAGACACUGUGGUUGACCGGUUGACCUACUCUGCCUACAUGACCACAGCACGCUCCCUGUUUGAGAGGGACAAGCUUCUGUUUGCUCUGCUGGUGUCCAUGGAGCUUGAGGACUCAGAAGGCAGACUGGGGCCAGGUGAGAGGGAGUUCAUCAUCUCUCCAACCUUCGCCUCAACCGUCAUGUCUACCAUGGGGUACGGGGUCGGCUCUGAUGCCCGCGCUAAUGCCAGGAAGCCAUUUGAUUGGAUGCUGGAUGACCAAUACCAUAACCUUCAAGUCCUGGCUGUAUACUACCAGUGGUUCCAAGAUGCCUUUGACAAACUACCAAAAGAUGGCCGUGAGAUGCCGUGGAGGACACUCUGUGAGAACGACAAGCCAGAACUGGCCGCCUUGCCAGACAAGAUGGACGACUACUACACACCUAUGCAGCGCUACUGUGUCAUUCGGGCCUUACGAAGUGACCGCAUCAUGCAUGCCAGCUCCAACUUUGUGUCCAAGGUUUUGGGUAAAAAGUAUGCAGGAGAGAUCCCACUAGACCUGCCAGGUGUGCUGAGACAGUCCACCCCGCAGACUCCCAUCAUCCUGCUGUACACCUCAGAGAGCGACCUGGCAGAGACGCUGUUUACGGAGUUCGCCGCCAAGAAGCAGGAGGCGUGCCAGGUGGUGUACCUGAGCAGUGGCAGUCCGCAGGAGGAGAGGAGAGUUCGCAGGGCCAUGGCAAAGGCUGCGGAAGAGGGUCAUUGGCUGCUGUUGCACAAUGCCCACAAUGCCCUGCACUUCCUGCAAACCCUGGACACCACCCUGCAGGAGAAGAAGCUGCCGGCUGACUCCAACUUCCGCCUGUGGGUGUCGGCCCAGCCCCACCCUAAACUUCCCAUCCACCUGCUGCAACAUGCCAUCAAAGUGGUGGUGGACACUCCCAUGAUGAUGAGGGACCACAUGGUGAGGUCCAUGCAGUGGAUUGAGCCUGAGACUUUGAAGACCAGCACGCGGCCUGAGUGGCCUGCCGUCCUCCAUAACCUGUUCAUGGUGCACGGAGCUCUGCGCCUCAGGGCCAGGUUUGGCAGGGGAGGCUGGAACAGGCCUGGGGACAUGAUCUUUGGCAACAAUGAACUUCAGGAGGGCCUGAGGCUGGUGUUAGAUGAGUUCAGUGACACCACUUCCACUGACAUGCCUGGUACACCUGGGAAAGGCAUCGCAUGGACCGCACUCAGAUAUAUGCUGACAGAGGUAAUCUACGGCAGCUAUGUGAGUGAUGAGUAUGACCAGCAGACCCUGUCAGCCAUGGUGGACUACUGGAUGGGACCCAAUGCCAUGAAGAAGGAGUUUGAAGUCCCCAGAUUGAAACACAAGAUCCCUGCUGCCUUCUUUGCCAACUACAUCCGGUACAACUCCCUGGUGCAGGCUCUGGAACAGAUCCCUAACUUCUUCCUGGAUGUGCCUGAAGCCUGUAACAUGCACUCAUUCACUGAGACCCUACUGGGAGAUGACCAGUACAUCUUCACCAGACUCAACAGUGUGUACGACAUCAUGCCAUCCUCCCCCACCCUCAGUCAUGUGGUAUCUCCCAGACCCCCCACUCCAUAUGCAGGUCCCCCCCUGACGACUAUCAGUGCGACCAGUAGCCUCCCCCUGGUGGUGAAUCGGGGGGUGUUUGCCACCCAGACUUACGCUGCACUGAAGAACAGGAAGGAACAGGAGUUGUACGAACUCUCCACCACUCUGCUCACUAAAGUACCCAGGGCAUGGGGAAAGGAGUACAUCGCUGACCGUAUCAAGAAACUGGGAGGAGCCACAGCCUUUAAUGUGUUCAUCCAGAGAGAGGUUGAAGCACUGAUGAAGCUCAUUGGUGAAGUUCGCAGGUCACUCAAUGCCAUCAAGUCAGCAGCUGACACAGUUGAAGGCCUCCCCCUGGGUGACCAGUUGUCGAAGGAUUACCUGACAGUUGCGGAUGACCUGUACCACUACCGUACGCCGGAGCUGUGGUGUCGUCUGGGCGGGGAUGCCGUCCCACCGCCAACAUGGAACCCUGCACAGUGGCUGACUGACCUCACCAACAGACACGCUCACUUUGAGAAGCUCUUGUCUCAGGGGAGAGAGAAGUUCCCUGCUUACUGGCCAGGAGCGUUUUUCCAGCCUCGUGCCCUGUUUGGGCUGCUCAAGUCUGAGUCAGUCAAGAACUUCACAGACAAGUAUGGAUAUGUGGAGCCUCUCAUGUUCCAGACUGAGAUCACAGCAAGGGACAAGGACCAUCUGAGAGAUCCUCCCAACGAGGGCAUGUUUGUAUUUGGGCUGUACCUGUGGGGUUGUACAUGGGAGAAGACCACCAGUGAGCUCCUGGACACGCCGCCCAAGUCCGGCCCCUCCACCCUCCCCGUCAUCCACGUCACGUGUGUCCCGCAGUCCGACAAACUCACCGACCCCGUCAAGGCCGCGGAGACGUACCAGUGCCCGUGCUACAUCUCCCGUACCAACUGCAGGGAGCCAGUUCUCACGCUGGACGUGCGUCAUGAUGGCAUCACUGCUACUCGUUGGUCUCUGCGGGGGCUGGCGGGAACGCUCAGACCUUUCUAGCGCCCCCUAUCUGAGGCUGUAUGCUAAUGCAGAGCAACGUGGCAGUUUUGUCAAUAUAAUGCACUUCCAGCAUGGGAACGCAAAGAUUGUAAACAUUCAAAAUUUACACCUGUAACAUUACAAGCUUUCUCUACUGAACAACAACGGAGAGUAAUAUUAUUAACAAAGAGAAUUGUCAGAAACAGUUGUUAACAGUCUAGUAAGUUUUGUUUGAAGAGAUUUUAAUCCUAAGCUCUUGCUUCAUGCAUAUACUUUAUGUAUUACACAUGAUUGCAUAAUGUGCUAUUAACAUAAACCUGAAAUUUUUAAGGAACAAGCUUUAAACAGACUUUGAGUGUUUG